UUCCGCUUCCGCUCCGCCAUCUUGCCGCCCUUGGUCAGGAGGAGACACCGGUCGGUGGCCGCUCCCCCGGUAGACUCAAGAUGUCAGCCAGAAAAGUUAGUCUAAAAGCCAUUGACUGGCUCGCGUUUGCUGAGCGAGUCCCACCAGGCCAGAAAGCCAUGUUUAUCGCACUGAAAACCAAAAGUGAUGCCCUGGCAGCCAGAUUGGCCUCCCUACCUGAGAAGCCAGCUACCAUUGACUGGAGCUAUUACAAGAAUGCUGUUGCUAAGCCGGGCUUGGUGGAUGACUUUGAAAAGAAGUUCAAUGCUUUAAAGAUUCCAAUGCCGGUUGACAAAUACACUGAGCCGAUUAAUGUUCAGGAACAAGAGGCAAAUAAGAGUGCUCAAGUCUAUAUCCAGGCUUCCAAGGAGCGGAUUGUCGGGUAUGAGAAGGAGCUGGAAAAAUUAAGAAACAUGAUUCCAUUUGAUCAGAUGACUAUUGAGGAUCUGAAUGAGGCUUUCCCUGAAACCAAACUGGACAAAGAGAAAUAUCCCUUCUGGCCACACAAACCCAUCAGUGAUCUGUAAUAGUCUCCUGAUAUAGAUCGCACCCUCUAUGGAUGUAACUUUAUCUGUUUUAAAAUAAAUCAAUUCUUCAGUGCUGAGUAAA
Messenger RNA from Callorhinchus milii (elephant shark), 648 nucleotides. It is a transcript of the gene atp5pd, whose product is annotated as ATP synthase peripheral stalk subunit d. The transcript has 6 exons. Gene Ontology annotation, biological process: proton motive force-driven ATP synthesis. The coding region runs from base 81 to 566 and encodes 161 amino acids. Gene Ontology annotation, molecular function: proton transmembrane transporter activity. The record is from RefSeq and is a predicted model, not a curated record. Lineage: Eukaryota; Metazoa; Chordata; Chondrichthyes; Chimaeriformes; Callorhinchidae.